This is a messenger RNA of Lucilia cuprina (Australian sheep blowfly), 2324 nucleotides long. It is a transcript of the gene Galk, whose product is annotated as N-acetylgalactosamine kinase. The record is from RefSeq and is a predicted model, not a curated record. Gene Ontology annotation, biological process: carbohydrate phosphorylation; galactose metabolic process. Bases 754 to 2250 code for a protein of 498 amino acids. Lineage: Eukaryota; Metazoa; Arthropoda; Insecta; Diptera; Calliphoridae. Gene Ontology annotation, cellular component: cytoplasm; cytosol. Gene Ontology annotation, molecular function: galactokinase activity; ATP binding. The transcript is spliced from 5 exons.
AAGACGACACAUCGAGUGCAUUUAUUAGCGCACAAUAAAAAGCAAUAGUUGAACAAAAAACAGAAAAUAUUUAACAAAUAAAAUUUCUUCUCUUUCUUCACACAGAUACCUUGCGAAAUUGGAAAAAAACUGCAAGUGCUUUUGUUUUUGUUAUUACAAAGUGGAAACAUAAUUUGGAUUUUUGUUUUGAUUACUUAUUUUUUAUUAAAUUGAAUUAGUGUGUGUUUGUUUGUGCACGAGAACUUGUAAUGGAAGUACAACAAACUCAAUAAAAACGUGUUAGUUCAAUGAAUUAAAAUAAGACACGUAGAAAAAAAUUAUCAAAUGAAAAACAGUAAAAAUAACACAAAACAAAAAGAAAAUAAUAAAGAAAAGUGAAAGAGUGAAGAGAAAACAGCUGAUUGUCAGACAGCAGCAUAUAAUAAACUAACAAAAACAUUUUAUACACACACUUUCUCUUUAAAAUACAAAGUUUUUUCUUCCUAAUAACCGAAAGCAAAAAAUAGUUUAUUAAAUUCUCUUAAUAAAAGAAAUAUUUUAAUUAAUAAAGUGAACUAAUAAAAUUAUGAGCAAUUUAUUGUAAAUCAAAUAUUUACUUUUAAGAAGUGUGAUAAGAGAUAAGUAACAAACAGAAAAACGUAAAAAAAAACUAACAAAAAACAAGUGUAUUUGCCGGUUGUUUUUGUUUACAAAUCGAUAAGAACUCGUUAUAUUUCUGUUGUUGUUAUUAUUAUAAACGUAUUUACUCACAACAUGACUGACACUUGCGUUAAUGGCGACUUCAGCGCCACCUAUGUGUCAACUACAGAAAUAAACCGAAAUCACCGUUUAUUUGACAGACUGCAAGAACUGCGAGAAUUUUAUGUCAAAGAGUUUAGUCAAGAACCACAAUUUUUUGUACGAGUACCAGGAAGAGUUAAUAUUAUUGGGGAACAUGUCGAUUACUGUGGUUAUCCUGUACUACCCAUGUCCAUAGAUCAGUGUAUACUUUUGGCAGUAGGUUAUGAUGAAAAUUCCCCAAAUCUACAACUAAAAAAUAUAGAACAAACAAAAUAUCCUGAUUAUACCUGUGACGUUAGCAAUAUAAAAAUAGAUCUUCCAAAAAACGCUGGGCCAGAAUGGUAUAAAUACUAUUUGUGUGGUGUUAAGGGAAUUUACGAAACACUAACUAUUGCAAAUAAACACUAUGGCAUGACAAUAGCUUUAAGUGGUAAUAUACCACCCGGUUCAGGUGUAUCUAGUUCCAGUGCUUUAGUAAGCUCUUCGGUUUUGGCCACUGCUGCAAUUUACAAAAUUAAAUUGGAUCGAAAACGUUUAGCUUCGAUUUCUGCAGUAUGUGAACGUUAUAUAGGCACACAAGGUGGUGGUAUGGAUCAGGCUAUAGCCUAUUUAGCCAAAGAAGGUUGUGCUCAAUUUAUAGAAUUUCAUCCAGAAUUAAAUGCAACACCAUUGCAGCUACCCGAUGGUGCUUGUUUUGUGGUGGCAAAUAGUUUGGCUGAAAUAAAUAAAGCUGCCACUUCCGAUUUCAAUGAGAGAGUUGUGGAAUGUCGUUUGGGUUGCCGUCUUAUAGCUUUUUAUAAAAACUUUGAAAACUGGCGUCAGUUUUUAAGAUUCAUAGACCUACAAGAGGCUUUAGGCUGUAGUUUAAAAGACAUGGAAAACUAUGCUCUAGAAUUUGUUAACAAAGAUAUAUACAAACGUUCCGAAUUGUGUAAUAUAUUUCAAAUUGAUGACCAAACAUUCCAAAGAGAAUUUCUCACUUGCAAUACCCAGCAUAUGCAGGAGUUUAAACUUAAACAGAGAACGCUGCAUGUCAUACAAGAAUCUUUGCGAGUACGAACUUUCCGUUCUUUAUGCGAACAAAAACCAGCCAAUGGUGUUCACUGCAAUGGCAAUACGGAUUCCCAUAAUGUUAUCAUUUCCAAACUUUCGCAAUUAAUGAGACAAUCUCAUGAGAGUUUAAAAACUCUUUAUGAAUGUUCUCAUCCUGAUUUGGAUAGACUUGUUAAGAUAUCGGAUGAGUGUGGUAUAGGUGCUAGAUUAACUGGAGCGGGUUGGGGCGGCUGUAUUGUGGCUUUAUGUGAUUCCGUGGAAUCCUCCCAAAAAUAUAUCACCACAUUAAAAGAGAAAUACUUUGCUUUGUUACCACCCCAUAUAUUGGAACAAAAUGCUCACAAUGAUUUUGAAUCGGUGGUGUUUGCCACUUGUCCUCGUGAUGGUGCUGAAAUUAUUAUCUUGUCAAACAAUUAAAAAUUUGCCAUAAAUUGUUGAAAUUAUUUUUUGUUAUUUUUAAAAUUAAAUAAAUAUCAAAUUCCUAGCAAUAU